Lymnaea stagnalis (great pond snail) is the source of this 1179-nucleotide messenger RNA. NCBI's taxonomy places the organism in Eukaryota, Metazoa, Mollusca, Gastropoda, Lymnaeidae. The record is from the annotation of a GenBank genome assembly.
GGGAUAACCGUGCUGUUGGCACUGUCCGUCUUCAUGAGCAUAGUGAGCAGCAUGUUGCCAAGGUCAUCACUGACCAUGCCCAAGGUCACCAUCUACCUAUUCAUCCUCCUCACCAUCUCGGUCUUGACCGUCAUCGACAGCAUCAUCAUUGUGUACCUGUCUCAUAUGGAGGAGGUGAGACAACUGUUGAGCACAGUGUGUUGAGCACAGUGUGUUGCCCUUGUAUGGCUUAGUUUAAAAAAACAACUAAAGGCUAUCGGAUGAUAUCCAGCUAAUUCACUAUAAUCCAAUUAAUACAGAGGCGUAGCGAAGAGGGGCAGGGGGGACAGAUGUCCCCGGGCGCCAGCUAGUUAGGGGCGCCAAAAUGUUUUUUUGAUAUUACUUUAUUUUUAUUGAUGAAAAUAAUGGAUUUAAAAAAAGGAAAGGGGGGGGGGAUGCUUUAAAAUGAAUCUUGUCACCGGGCGCCAAACACCCUCACUGCGAAAUUUAAAAAAGGAUCGAAUUAAAUCUUUCAGUUUCAAUAAGAAGAUGAGAUAAUAAUAUACGAUAUCUGCGUAUAGAUUUCCCUGUUUAUUUUAACCAAUGGUUAAGCCCUUCGGGUCUGUUUAGUCUAUACAAAUAAAUUAACUUAAAUAAGAAACGCGAAUACAUUCAAUUUAAAUCUGACACUACUUUCUUGAUUUUUAAAAAAAAUAUUUCUUAGAGUCUUUUUCUAGUUUUGAAAUAAUAAAUAAAUCUAAAGAUUCAUUUUGAAAGAUUUUUUUUUUUUUGUCACGGAGCACAUAUCACGAUUGUGUCAAUAUUUGUUGUCCACAGAAAGAAGCAUUGCACCAGAAGGCAAAGACAAAAUUCCAGAGCGCAUUGAAAAAAAUAGCUAUUCUAAACAGAGCCGUUUCUCCUACGCCUAACAAACCCAGCAACCGCUCAACUAUGCAAGACAAAACCCAAACUUCACUCAUGCGAGUGUCUUCGGUCGAGUCCUUCCCCAGCGAGAGCGAAUUGCCACCAUACACGUCAGAAGACGGAAGUAAUCGGAAAGACUCCACGUGCGAGAUGAGUUUUAGUAUCAACCAGUACAAAGUGAUCGGGAAACAUAUUGAUCUAGUGUCAUUCGUGGUGUUUUUUAUCAUUUGGUUUUCGGUUACAAUAGGUUUCAUGUUAAAUAUCGCUCUGUCUUAG